UCAGUGUUUAGUUUUUACAAGUAUUUGAACAGGAAGUUGCGUGAUUGUGUCAGAAGGAAAAUCACCCACCGAUUAGUGGAGUGCCAGCGUCACCGCCAUGGCCACUGACUUCAAAUCCAUACCCAUAAUCGAUGUUGCUCCUCUUUUGGCAAAGUCCGAUGAUCCCGAAAUGGCGCAAGACCCAGGUGUGUCCUCAGUUGUCAGACAAUUAGACCAAGCCUGUAGAGAAUCCGGAUUCUUCUAUGUGAAGGGGCAUGGUAUUCCAGAUUCACUUCUCAAAGAAGUUAAAGAAUUGAUUCGCAAGUUUUUUGAACUUCCUUAUGAAGAAAAACUCAAGAUCAAGAUGACUCCAGAAACUGGGUACAGAGGAUAUCAGAGACUUGGAGAAAAUGUGACCAAGGGCACACCUGAUAUGCAUGAAGCAAUCGAUUGCUAUAGAGAAAUGAAGCCAGGGAUGUAUGGAGCUGUUGGCCAACCUAUGGAAGGAUCUAAUGAAUGGCCAGCCAAUCCUUCAAACUUUAAACAACGGAUGGAGGAGUAUGUCCGCCUUUGCACAGAUCUUUCUAGAAAAAUUUUGCGGGGAAUUGCUCUGGCAUUGGGUGGCUCGGCUGAUGAACUUGAAGGUGAAAGAGCAGGAGAUCCAUUUUGGGUGAUGCGUCUAAUUGGUUACCCAGGUGUACACAAUGCAAAUGGCAAAGACAUGCCAGAAAACGGCAUUGGAUGUGGGGCUCAUACUGACUAUGGUUUGUUGACAUUGGUUAAUCAGGAUGAUGAUAUACCAGCACUUCAGGUGAGAAACGUAUCAGGUGAGUGGAUAUGGGCUGUUCCCAUCCCAGGCACAUUUGUCUGCAACAUUGGAGAUAUGUUAAAGAUUUUGUCCAAUGGUUUGUAUGAAUCAACCCUGCAUCAAGUUAUCAACAACUCUCCAAAAUAUCGGGUCUGUGUAGCUUUCUUUUAUGAGCCAAACUUUGAUGCUGCAAUAGAACCCCUGGAUAUUUGUAAACAGAGGACUGAUGGAACUAUGAAAUUUGAAAGAGCCGUUUAUGGAGAGCAUUUGGUUAACAAAGUUCUAACAAAUUUUGGUUAGGAACUGAAAUUUUAUCCUUCUCAUUUUGUUGUACAAGGUUGCUAAUAAUACCUCAAGUUGUAUCGACCUGAGGAGGUUUAUAUGGAAAGUUGGAAAACUAAGGCUUUGUUAGGUUAUGUCAGAGAUGUUAUUUAUCGUUUCAACAUUCCUUCCAUCUGUGCUUGUUAUUACAAAAAAAUGUCUUCUUAGUUGAAAUUUGUUCUGCUUA
Molecule: messenger RNA, 1295 nt
Organism: Vitis riparia (riverbank grape)
Lineage: Eukaryota; Viridiplantae; Streptophyta; Magnoliopsida; Vitales; Vitaceae
Product: probable 2-oxoglutarate-dependent dioxygenase At3g50210
Exons: 12
Coding region: 98-1087 (329 amino acids)
Molecular function (GO): dioxygenase activity
Source: RefSeq, a predicted model, not a curated record